Scophthalmus maximus (turbot) is the source of this 3190-nucleotide messenger RNA. RefSeq names its product mitogen-activated protein kinase 14A. Gene Ontology annotation, cellular component: nucleus; cytoplasm. The transcript has 12 exons. Lineage: Eukaryota; Metazoa; Chordata; Actinopteri; Pleuronectiformes; Scophthalmidae. Gene Ontology annotation, biological process: protein phosphorylation; intracellular signal transduction. The record is from RefSeq and is a predicted model, not a curated record. The coding region runs from base 11 to 1066 and encodes 351 amino acids. Gene Ontology annotation, molecular function: MAP kinase activity; ATP binding.
AUCCGCAGGAAUGUCGCAGAAGGAGAGACCCACUUUCUACCGACACGAGCUCAACAAAACCGUGUGGGAGGUCCCGGAGCGCUACCAGAACCUCUGUCCCGUCGGCUCCGGCGCGUACGGAACAGUAUGUUCAGCAUAUGAUAUGAAAACAGGCCCGCAGAUAGCAGUGAAGAAAUUGUCAAGACCCUUCCAGUCCAUCAUCCACGCAAAGAGAACCUACAGAGAGCUGCGGCUGCUCAAACACAUGAAGCACGAGAACGUGAUCGGCCUCUUAGACGUUUUCACGCCAGCGACGAGCUUGGAGGAGUUCAGUGAUGUGUAUUUGGUGACCCACCUAAUGGGGGCAGACCUCAACAACAUUGUCAAGUGUCAGAAGCUGACCGACGACCACGUCCAGUUCCUCAUCUAUCAAAUUCUGAGAGGCUUAAAGUACAUCCAUUCGGCAGAUAUCAUACACAGAGACCUGAAGCCCAGUAAUCUGGCUGUCAAUGAGGAUUGUGAGCUCAAGAUCCUGGACUUUGGUUUGGCACGGCACACGGAUGAUGAGAUGACAGGAUACGUGGCCACCCGGUGGUACCGAGCCCCGGAGAUCAUGCUCAACUGGAUGCACUACAACAUGACGGUGGAUAUCUGGUCAGUGGGCUGCAUCAUGGCUGAACUACUCACUGGACGGACACUCUUCCCUGGUACAGACCAUAUAAACCAGCUGACACAGAUAAUGCGCCUGACGGGGACGCCCCCAGCCUCCCUCAUAGGCAGGAUGCCCAGCCAUGAGGCGAGGAACUACAUUAAUUCACUCCCCCAGAUGCCGAAGAGGAACUUUGCUGAUGUUUUUAUUGGUGCCAACCCUCUCGCGGUGGACUUGCUGGAGAAAAUGCUGGUUUUGGACACAGACAAACGGAUUACAGCGUCUGAGGCUCUCGCCCACCCGUACUUUUCCCAGUACCACGAUCCAGAUGACGAGCCUGAAGCAGAGCCUUAUGACCAGAGCUUUGAAAGCCGCGAUCUGGAGAUUGAGGAAUGGAAGCAAUUAACCUACGAGGAGGUUCUUAGCUUUGUACCAUAACCGUCCGAUGGCGAUGAGAUGGAAUCCUGAGGAAGAAGCACCUUUUUGUUUUCCAUCUUUUAUUUUCCAAGGGACACUCUUUAAGGACUAUCAGUCUUAUGUGACUAUCCACCGCUAUCCUCACACACACCUUGCACAAACGUGACAUUCAAGUGCCUGCCGUCAUUCAUCUCUGGGGGACGUUGCGAUAUCAGGGAUAAAACUCUACAUCCUGUUCAUCCAGCCCCCCACUUUGUCGUAUUUGUCACCCCGCGUCCCCCAAUGUGCUGAGGCAGACUUUAACUCUCCUUAUAUUUUAGCGAGUAUUUUGCCUCAGACAUUCAUUGUUUAUAUUGUGCCCCCUCUUUGAUUCACAAAAGUAAAAAUUACAUGUCAGUAUCUUAAAGCAAAUGGUAGAAAUUGAACUGCUGAUAUGUAUUUUAUUAAGUUGUACUACCUGGCAGUAAUUAAUAAUCAAUUAAUAGUUUAAAACCAUGAUGCGUCUAAAGUUGAUCUUUUCUCCACAUACUAAAUUAAAUGUUGUUUUCUAUCGGUGCAUAGACCUUUUGUAAAUAUGACAGUAUUUGUAGUAUUUCAGGUAAAACACUUACAAUAUGUAUGUAAUAUUUGCUGAGACACGCCUCAGCUGGCCCCUUUUGACAGUAUGAAUUUUAUUCCUAAAGAUUAGCCUAAAAACACAUAUAAAAAAGAUACAGCCUGUAAUUUAUUACCCCUUGUGUACAGAAUAGUCUGAAAAAUGCUCAAAGCUUAAUUUUUCUUAUUGCUGGAAUUGAAGGGUUACAGUGUUCUGUUGUUAACAAAAAUUAGUUUGGAGAGUGUGACCCAUGUAUCACCCAUUUAGCAUUUUGUUUAUUUUCCACUCCUUUUUCUCCAUAUGAAUUAUUUUAGCUCUUCUCUUCUGUUGUUUCAGAGGAAUGUUUUAGCAAAUAGUCACCUACAGGACCACUUGAGCAUGAUAAAGCCAGAUUAGGCUCACUAGUUUAUUGAAAUUUGAUGUUUUCCAUAACCAAAUCAACAGACAGUGUAAUUUAAUCAUUUUGCAUUCAUAAAACACAGUACUAAUAAUGUUUAUUGAAUGUUGGGGGCAAUAGUUUGCCUGUAUUUAUGAUCUUUUGUUAUGUUGUUUGUAUAUGGAUAUCAAAGAGAAUUAUUUGUCAGAAAUUGAGGUUCUUUUUAUUAUUUAUGAAGAGCUUACUGUAUCAGAAACCAAAUGUUUCACCAGUAAUUCCACACGUCAGUCAAGCCGUGGGGACUGCAGUUACAGUUUGUGUACCAGAGCCAAUAAUGUUAUCAACUUGUUGCAGACAACCACGUCAGUUCAAAUCCAUUUGACAAACUCUGCUCAUCUUGCAGUUGUUUCUCAUUUGUUUUUAAAGAAUUGCUGAAAAUGUAUUUAUCUUACCGUUUUCUCUGAGGUACUGCCUUCGCAAAUUAUCCUGUUAAAAAAACAUGGCAAUAGAAUAAUCCAGAAAUCAAAUCAAAUUUAAGUAUUACAAGUUAGUCAACAUUAACAACGAUCAACAAGCAGCUUAACUGUUGACUCCUGUUUAUGAAGUGGGAAGACAUUUAACACAUUUCUUUUGUGUGUGUGGACCAUUGGAGAAAUCAAACAACAUCCACGUGACAUACAAGAUGUAUCCACAGUUGUUCUGGCUGAUGUCAACCAAAAAAUAUCCGUGUCUUCACAAUUUCAUGUGCAACUGCUUUCAUAUAACUUCGUUUUCAUGUAGUCCUUUUUCUAAUGUAUUAUUUUAUUCUAUCAAGAUGUGAUGUUAUUCUGUUAAACUGAUUGCUUUUUAUUAUGCUAGAACCAUAUUUGUAAUUCAUUUGAAUAAUUUAGUAGGGCACAUGUUUGUGUGAAAAGAGUGUACGUUUACUCACUGGAUGCUGAAGGGCAAUGCUGAAGCCUCAUACAUUAUCAUUUUUAAAGCCACUGCGUCGAUUAGAUAUGAUAUUUAUCUCAUCCAUAUCCCAGUGUCAGCAGUUAUUUGGUUAUAUAGUUGCUUUUCCUGAUAUGUGUUCAUAUCUUUUUACAAUGUACUUCAUCACGUGUACCGAGACAGCAGGCAAUGCCAGAUGUAAAUACCACCAUUAGAAAAUAAAGACUACUAUUUUUCAAACCUG